AUGAACCUUGUUGAACAUAUUACUUAUGACACAAUCAUGGCAACUCUAUCAAUAUCUCUCAUAAUUCUUGCUAUCAUCCUCUUUUUCCUUUGCAAAAAGAAACCAGUUGAAUCGGAAGAAACACUUCCAACGAAACACAGUGCUCGUGCAUACCCUUUAAUAGAAAUUGAUGCUGCUACAAAUGGCUUCAACCACAGGAGAAUCAUCGGAAAAGGUCGUUUAGGAACAGUUUAUGUAGGGAAACUAGUAUCAGAAGAACUCGUAGCUGUGAAACGCAUUCACCCUGUUCUUGUAUUAAGCAACGCAGGAUUUGGUUUCUCAUCAGUGAUCAAAUGGCUCUCUUUAGCUCAUCACCCUAACGUUGUUCCUAUAAUAGGAUUCUCAGAAGCACCAGGUGAAAGAAUUAUAGUGAUGGAGUUUGUUCAAACAGCGAAUUUGGAGUUUUACUUGCAUGAAAAUAAUGAUGGAGUUUCUUCUUCACUAUUGGAUUGGAACAAGAGGUUUAAGAUUGCAGCUGGAGUAGCGAAAGGACUAGAAUAUCUUCAUGAAGUGGUAGCACCAAAUAUUGUACAUGGGUCAAUUGAAAAAAGAGGGUUAAUUGGUUACGUGGAUGAUGAAUAUUGGAAUGGUGGGGUUUGUAAGGAAAGUGAUGUUUAUGGGUUAGGGGUGAUUUUGUUGGAGCUUUUGAGUGGAAGAGGGUGUGAGAGUGGAGUAUUGGUGAAAUGGGCAUUGCCUUUGAUUAAGGAUAUGAGAUUUAGUGAAGUUUUGGAUCCUAGGUUGAUGAUUCCUAGUGAUAUGAAAGCUAUUGUUAGAUUAGCAAAAGUUGCUGUAGCAUGUGUUGGUAAUUCAAGGAAAUGUAGGCCUUGUGUCAAUCAUGUGGCAACCAUUUUGAAUGAUUUAGAGAUGGAAGUUUGUUUCUUAUCAAAUUAG
This is a messenger RNA of Vicia faba (fava bean), 930 nucleotides long. The record is from the annotation of a GenBank genome assembly. NCBI's taxonomy places the organism in Eukaryota, Viridiplantae, Streptophyta, Magnoliopsida, Fabales, Fabaceae.